ACACCAACCCCGACAACCGUAACAGGACCCGUACCCCCCACCACACCCUCUCCUCCGACGCCGUCCACGACAACCACCACCACCUCGCCCACAACCGUUACCUCCACUUCAACCAGCACUCCAGUACCCACUGCCACAACUCUCACCACUGCUCCCCCUACCAGCACAGAAACGCCCAGCACAACUCCUGCAACCACCACCGUCCCAGUUACCACGGAAACACCGAAAAGCACCACUUCUGUUCCACCACCGGUGCCUACAGUCACCACACCUUCGACAACCAGACCGCCAAGCAGCACUCCGAAAACCACGCCAACCACGUCUCCCUCCACCACAUCCAGAACCACUGCAUCAACUCAGACGGCAACCACCAACACGCCAAAGACCACUGCAACAGCCUCCACAAUCUCCACACCACCCACCCCUACACAUCACCCCAAAAUCCUAACCACCACAACCCCCUCCACCACGACAGAAUCCACUGCGCCUAGCACACCAACCCCGACAACCACAACAGGACCCGUGCCCCCCACCACACCCUCUCCUCCGACGCCGUCCACGACAACCACCACCACCUCACCCACAACCGUUACCUCCACUUCCAGCAGCAUUCCAGUACCCACUGCCACAACUCUCACCACUGCUCCCCCUACCAGCACAGAAACACCCAGCACAACUCCUGCAACCACCACCGUCCCAGUUACCACGGAAACACCGAAAAGCACCACUUCUGUUCCACCGCCGGUGCCUACAGUCACCACACCUUCGACAACCAGACCGCCAAGCAGCACUCCGAAAACCACGCCAACCACGUCUCCCUCCACCACAUCCAGAACCACUGCGUCAACUCAGACGGCAACCACCAACACGCCAAAGACCACUGCAACAGCCUCCACAAUCUCCACACCACCCACCCCUACGCAUCAUCCCAAAAUCCUAACCACCACAACCCCCUCCACCACAACAGAAUCCACUGCUCCUAGCACACCAACCCCGACAACCACAACAGGACCCGUGCCCCCCACCACACCCUCUCCUCCGACGCCGUCCACGACAACCACCACCACCUCGCCCACAACCGUUACCUCCACUUCCACCAGCACUCCAGUACCCACUGCCACAACUCUCACCACUGCUCCCCCUACCAGCACAGAAACGCCCAGCACAACUCCUGCAACCACCACCGUCCCAGUUACCACGGGUAAGUCUCCUUGGCCGCUCUGCAGCAGCUUACAAGUCUUUCAGGACCCCUCUCUUCCCGUAGCGAUCCAAGGGGCAGAGGGAUUCCCACCUCCAGGUCCCACGUAA
Lacerta agilis (Sand lizard) is the source of this 1308-nucleotide messenger RNA. Its product is annotated as mucin-2-like. The record is from RefSeq and is a predicted model, not a curated record. The annotation marks the transcript as partial. The transcript is spliced from 5 exons. NCBI's taxonomy places the organism in Eukaryota, Metazoa, Chordata, Lepidosauria, Squamata, Lacertidae.